Molecule: messenger RNA, 1936 nt
Organism: Nicrophorus vespilloides
Lineage: Eukaryota; Metazoa; Arthropoda; Insecta; Coleoptera; Silphidae
Gene: l(3)72Dn
Product: U3 small nucleolar RNA-associated protein 4 homolog
Exons: 5
Biological process (GO): maturation of SSU-rRNA from tricistronic rRNA transcript (SSU-rRNA, 5.8S rRNA, LSU-rRNA)
Cellular component (GO): t-UTP complex; 90S preribosome; small-subunit processome
Molecular function (GO): RNA binding; protein binding
Source: RefSeq, a predicted model, not a curated record
AGUUUUCACACGUGUUUGAAUUAUUUUGAAGUUUCGGCUCGAGCGUGCGUUUGAAUAUACUGAUCUAGUAUAAACAUUUAGUGAUUAAGUGAUAAUAAACGACGAGAUGUCCGAGUGCAAGCUGCACAGCGUCAGGUUUUACAAGCCUAAACCUAUGGCAAUUUACUGCAUGGCAUACAACAAGUGUUCGAAGAAAUUGGCCGUCUCAAGAUCGGACGCUUCCAUAGAGAUUUGGAAUUUAAAGAAUACCCCGUUCAUUGAAAAGACUAUUGCUAGUAACUCCAGGAAUUACAGUAUCGAGGGAUUGGCAUGGUCUGGUGAUCGUUUGUUCAGUGUGGGUCUGCAUGCCUUGCUGAUUGAGUAUGACUUGAAGAAGUUAGCAGUUAAGAAUUUCACGAGUGUCACUGGACAGACGGCUUUCUGCUUGGAUGUGAACAAAAGUCAAACGAAUAUAGCUGUUGGCACUGAGCAAGGGUACAUCAAUAUUUUCACUAUUAACGAUGAUGGUGUGGCGUUUGAAAAGUUCUUGGAUAAGCAGGAGGGAAGGAUACUUUGUUUGAAGUACGAUGCAACUGGGAAUUUCCUUGUGACUGGUGGAUUGGAUGCGAUCAGGAUUUGGAAUGUGAAGACAGGAAACGCUAUACAUCGGAUGACCACGGGUCGUACGAAAAGGAAGCAGGAGACUAUCGUUUGGUGUCUGGCGGUGACGUCCGAUUUCACUAUUAUAACUGGAGAUUCCAGAGGGAAGAUUUCCUUUUGGGACGGUAAUUUGGGGGUGGCCAUUUCCAAUUACACAUCGCAUCAGGCGGACGUGCUGAGCCUUUGUUUGAGCGAGGAUGAGAAAACCGUUUAUUGCUCGGGGAUUGAUUCGUGGAUAUUCUCUUUCGUUAAUGUUAACGUUAAGGAUGGUAUGCAGAAGUGGGUGAAGUGCUCGAAGAGGGUCGUGCAUGAUCACGAUGUGAGGGCUCUUUGUAUGGGUGACGGUAACUUCUUGUAUUCUGGAGGUGUUGAUGGAUACGUGGGUCGUUCCUGUCAUCCGCCUAUGACGGUUGUCAAGUACCCACCUAUUUAUCAGAGACCCAACGUCGUCGUUGCAUCUAAAACGAAGUACAUAUUACUCAAGUACCCUGAUUAUUUGGAGGUUUGGAGCUUGGGGAAUGGAGACGAAAGAUACGAGAGCAACGAAAGCAAGAACACGUUUAAAUUGAGCAAGGAGAACAAGAGGUUAUUAGUGCUGCAAAGGCAGGUGAAUAAUGAUUUGGGCAAGAACAGGAACGAGGGUAUCAUAACAGCUGCGAUUUCGCCGAACGCCAAAUGGAUAGUUUUCAGCACGACGUCCGCACUGAGAUUAUUCAAAUUCGUAUGCGAUGAAGAGGAGGAAAAUGUCGAAUUAAUCCCCUGCGAUAAUUUACCGCAAGAGUGCGGGGUCAGUUUGAAUGCAGUCUUUACAACGGACAGCAAUCAGUUGAUUCUGUCCAACGAGGAGGGAACUGUGCAGGUGCUGAAUUUGAAGCGCGAACCGAUGCUGGUCCAAACCAUCGAAACCGAUUCAUUCUUCAAAGAUGCGAUUACGAUAAUGGAGUGCUGCGGGAAAUAUUUGCUGGCCGCGGAUACGCGGAGCAACAUCGCUGUUUGGGUGCAGACGGAUAAAAGUUGGCGAUUACAUUGCAAGUUGCCCAAGUAUAAAUGCGCUCCGACCGCCAUCCGAAUCCAACCGGCUACAUCCAACAUAGUCAUAGCAUAUUCGGAUCAAAAGAUUUUGGAAUACAGUUUGGAAUUGAAGAAGACGACGAAGGUUAUCAAGGAUUUGGAAGGAAAGUGCGAUAAAACUCUGAACAAGCAUUUGAGCAUCAGGAAUAUCGCGUUCGAUCCCAACAACAGCAACGUCAUCGUGCUGCACGAUGAUAGCUGCAUGUACGUGAUCAACAAAGAUCCG